This is a messenger RNA of Raphanus sativus (radish), 2031 nucleotides long. RefSeq lists its product as uncharacterized. The record is from RefSeq and is a predicted model, not a curated record. The transcript has a single exon. Bases 48 to 2000 code for a protein of 650 amino acids. NCBI's taxonomy places the organism in Eukaryota, Viridiplantae, Streptophyta, Magnoliopsida, Brassicales, Brassicaceae.
CUAAAUUGUUAUAAACAUACAUCGACCAUAGCCAAAUCGCCAGAAAGAUGGAGAGAGAAAAUUUACGCCUACCCAUUCUUUCUUUCGAACGACUGACUUCAGUACAUAACGCAAUAUGUCCUUUGUCUCUUCUAACUCUCCCUCACCCCCUUUUUCUUAAACAUGGUAGAAACACAAACUCUUGUUGCUUUUCAUGCGGUUCACGAAAACCUUUUUUCAGGGGCUGUUUGAUCUAUUACUACUGCACCACCUGCGAUGUGGAGUUCCACUGUGGUUGUCACGAGUUUCCGAGAAAGCUAAGACAUCCUUAUCACCCACAACACCCUCUUACUUUCACCUUUCGGAACUAUGAAAAUGGGAUCAUCUCCGACGGUAAUAUUGAUGAAGAUUUUUGCCGUGAAAACUUGUCUGAUUCCAGAACAUCCGAUCCCAAGAAGCUUCUUAGUGUGCCUCAAUCCAAUCUAGUAGUGGAUAAGUGCACAUGGUGUGCAAAAGAUAUAGAAGGAAAUUGGUUCUAUCGAUGUUCGAUAUGUAACUUUUCCUUGGAUCUCUCUUGCUUCAGAAAUUUUCCACUUCAAACUGUGGAAAACCCAAAGAAUCAUCAUCAUUCACUGGUCUUCUACCCUCGACCACUGUUAACACCAUGUGAUGGUUGUGGAUUGGUUGAUGUGUUGGAGCCGAGCUAUGCUUGUUUCCAGUGUAAUUACAUGGUUCAUCAAAGUUGCAUCGACUUACCAAGAGUCAUCAAGAUCACGCGUCACCAGCAUCGUCUAUUCCAGACUCCUUACAUUGCAGCCGUGACUUCACCAUGUCGGAUUUGUUACAAGACUAUUGACAUCAAGUAUGGCCAAUAUUCUUGCAAACAUGAAGAUUGCUCUUACUUCGCUCAUUCAACAUGUGCGACGCAUAAGAACGUGUGGGACGGGAAAGAACUCGAAUGGGAGCCCGAGAAAUCCGACGAGAGCGGAGAUAUUAUGCCAUUCAAAAAGGUUGGUGCUAAUCUGAUAAAACAUUUCUCUCAUGAACAUCUUCUAAAGCUAGAGAAGUAUGAUGUUGCUAGAGACGGAGAUAAGCAAUGUCACGCGUGUGUUCUUCCUAUUAACCCGCAUGAUUUCUACAACUGCGUGCAAUGUGACUUUUUUCUCCACGAGGUAUGUGCUGGUCUUCUUCGAAAAAUUGACCAUGCAUUGCACGUACACCCUCUAGUGCUAGACCCAUCUCCAUACAAUUGUAAAGAAAAUUAUGAAAAUAUUGGUUGCUCAGUUUGCUCCAGAAAGUUUUGCGGUUUCAAGUACAAAUGCUCGGAAAUGAUAUGCGUGGCUCAAGAAAGAUUUCAAAUCGAUGUGCGUUGUACUUUGGUUCCAGAUUAUUUCACCCAUGGAAGUCACGAGCAUCCUCUAUUCAUCUCCACGUCCUACAAAGGUAAAAACAAGAUUUGUUGUGAGGGUUGUAUGGGGAUAUGCAUGCAGUCAUACCUACAGUGUAGCUUAUGCAAAUUUGCUUUGUGUUAUCAAUGCGUUACAAUUCCAAAUGAAAUAUGCUACAAGUACGACAAGCAUCCCCUCUCUCUUUGCUACGGAGAAGAAGUACGGGAUGGUAUGCCUUAUUGGUGUGAAGUCUGUGAGAAAAAAGUAAACCCAAAGGAUUGGUUCUACGCAUGCAACGAAUAUUGUUGUAUCACUGUCCAUGUUCAAUGCGUGUUUGGACGUUCCGUCUAUUUGAGGCCUGGUUUCAUAUUCGACUAUGACCCAUACAGACCGAUGCUAUCCCCGGUGAAAGUUUUCAGCAACAGUAAUGGCGCUAGACCGUUUUGUGAUGAAUGUGGUCAACGCUGUCCAAGUUCCAUCUACUACAGAAGCGGCGAAAGAUAUACAAAAGUUUGGUGUUCGUUGAAUUGUUUAGAGACACCAGAAGAAGAACCUUCUGACCGUUAUUUACCUUCUCCAAGGACGAUAUCCAACAUCGCUUCAGAACUCAUGCUAACUAAAUUUCUCAUGUGAUCAUUAUUCCUCAUUUGCAUUUUGUGUGUGU